AUGGCAUUCACCUCCCAACAAAUAAUCGCCAUUGCCCUCAUCUUCACCCUCUCGAUUUCCCCUUCAUUCGCCCACAAAAGCGAACACAAACACAAGCACAAACACAAACACCACAAAGAAAGACGCGACCGAAAUGAAAUCGAGAGGGAGCUUAGGGACCUCAGUUCUCAAACCUCCAACCCAGACGCCAGCUGGCGCAUAAUCAAACCCGAGCUCGACAAUUUCAACGACACGGACCCUACAAUCGUGACAGCUGUACUUCUCGAGCUUGCAAUAACGAGGGGCGAUCAGAUACACGACCAACUCAAUAACUACCACGAGGACUCGAGGAACGACGAGCUUAAGAGCAAGUACUUGUCGUGCUCCAAGAAUUACAACGACGCGGUUCGAAACCUAAACUUGGCGAAAUAUAAUUUGGAAUCGGAAAAUUAUGAAGAUAUCCCUAUACAGAUUGAGGACACUCAACAGGAGUUGGAAGGGUGCAGGGGAGAUUUCUGUGAGGGCUCGUUCGACCCGGGCCACAUUGGAGAUAGGAUUAACGAGUUCGAGGUCUAUGUGGAUAUUGUUAAGGUGUCCGUGGAUCGUUUGCUCGAUUUUGACUCGAACUCGAUCGAGGAAAAUAAUCAGUAA
This is a messenger RNA of Striga hermonthica, 630 nucleotides long. Lineage: Eukaryota; Viridiplantae; Streptophyta; Magnoliopsida; Lamiales; Orobanchaceae. The record is from the annotation of a GenBank genome assembly.